Striga asiatica is the source of this 1594-nucleotide messenger RNA. The record is from the annotation of a GenBank genome assembly. Lineage: Eukaryota; Viridiplantae; Streptophyta; Magnoliopsida; Lamiales; Orobanchaceae.
AUGCGAAAACCGGGUCACGAAUGUCAACAGUGGCAAAAAACUGAGAAGAAGCUGAGACGGGAAUUUCGUCGGGGCAUGCGGAUCGGGAUCGGGUUUCCAAAAGUUGGAAUUGAGAACUCGUGGAAAGUGCAUUUUGGAGACGUUGGUCGGGUCCCGGUCGUGGGCACCGGAGCUUGUCCUGGCAUGCCUGACCCGAUAAAUUGGUUCCAUCUUCUUCCAUUGGACCUCGAAAUACCCUCCUCCCGCCGCAGAUCGAAGUCACCUCAGCCCCUUCGCCGCCGCUGGUCAGUGGGGUUAAGAUAUCUACUAAACUAUCAGUCAUGUCACGCCGAGAAGACCGUAGCUCCGACGCAAGACGACACCGUUCUCGGUUCGACCGCGAGCCCAGAUUGUUUUGUUAAUACUGCAAGCCCCAAGAGAUCGAGAAGAGAUGUCAAAGUAGAAUCUGAAAGGCCACCUCCAGAAACUAAGUCGGAUAGAGAUCGGGACUCUGAUCAGAGGCAUCAUCGUCGACUGAGGGACCCAUUGCCGCUUGAGUCCCCAUUAGCUGUGAACAAAGACACUGAUAACAGAGUCAAUGGACCUCAGGAAAGUACCAAAAGAACUUCGGAUCAAACUAAAGUGCCUCAGUCACGAUCGUACUUUCAGCAUGACGAACGUGCCAGUGGUGGCCAAAAUGGGAGGGUCUCCAGUUACAGGACAGACAAAGAACGUGGAUGGUGGAGGGAUUCCGAAAACAGUCGGGCAGAAGCUAAAAUGCCGAGAAGUUACUUAAAUGACGAGACUUCAAAAGAUAGCAGAGAUGGAAAUCAUGCUUGGAAACAUGACAGGUAUUUCCAAAUGGAGGCAGAUCAAAAACCUCCUUCACGUAGUAAAAGACCUGCCUUUAGAGAGCAAAAGGCUCCACUCAAUCCCGAGCAAACUGAAAAAACUGCCGAGCAAAAGGUUCAAGAUAAUAAUGUUGUGGAAAGUGGAAAAAGAGACGUGAACAGAUCAUCUGCAAGGGGAAGAGAGUUUGGUAAGUACGAAACUUGGAGCAAGAAUGGCCGUGAUAGAUACAAAGGAGAGAGGGACAGGUUUAGUAACAACAGGCAAGGAGGGUACAAUCAGGCGGGUGGGGGGCGCGUGGAGAAGUGGAAGCACGACCUUUAUGAUGAGGCGAACAAGAGCCCAAACCCGAAGAAUGAGGAAGAUCAGAUUUCGAAAAUCGAAGCCCUUUUAGCCUCAUAAGUGUGUGUUGUAGUACGGUCGUGUGCCUGCUAGAAACUUUUGAUUGGUUGUGUUGCAAAAUUAUGUUUUGAUGUUGUUUUGGGUUUUUGGAGCUAUUGACGAGUUGCCCAGACUUGAAUUUUAUCUGUUUAUGAAUUUCCGUGUUUUGAUUGGAAAAUGCAGGCUGCUGAGAUUCGUUAGGACUGUAAAGCAAAGUCGUAAGACCUUCUCCACCCGAUACCAAAAACUCAACAAAUAGAAUAGAAUUCACUCCCACCGAAUUGCAAAACCCAAACCCAGAACGAGUUUGUCCAACUCUCUUCUUUCAAACUCAAAUUUGAGUUUCAUGGCAUUUUUUGCUUGUCAUCUGAAAAAUUAAUUUAAG